CAGAACAGUACUCAGCAAACUCUAAUCGUUGCAUAUCGUCUAAAAAAUGGUUCUAAAGCGUUUUAUUUCCCUCAGUUUGUUAACUUCGUUUGUGGUCAGCGAUUACUGUGUCACGUACAAUUUCGAAGAAAACUUCAACGGUUUGUUUAGUGACUAUGGCUUUUGUAGUGGUAUGCCUUCAUGGAUCCUCGGCGAGUACAGGAAUUUGGGACUAACCAGACCAAAUGACCUCAGUACCAAGUUCAUCAGACCUACACCUUCCAUGCACAUGAGUUGUUCGACAUCGUUCUUCUUUACAAUGCACUCGUCUGGUACGCUGGAAUUCAACAUUUACAUGGAUUCGGAAUUCAGUAAUGAUCAGAUACAAAUUAUAGUCUUUGAAAUGUUACCUGGUAGUUCUGUUACUAUAGCAGCAAUUGCCUUCGUAAGCUCUCAGACUAUAAAGGGGUGGGAUACUGUGAAGAUACCAUUAGUUGGCGCAACUACUUUUGAAGGCUAUGUAUCCGUAAUGGGCAUAGCACCUCCAAAUUCUAUAGUAAUUAUUGACUCAUUCCGCUAUAUACCACCUGGUAUGGAUGAAAGCUCAUGCCAAGUUUACGAAGAGCCACCGACAGAACCAAACACCACUACUCCAGAAGCAACAACUACUCCGGCACCAAUACCUACUUCGGAACCAACAACUACUCCGGAACCAACAACUACUCCGGAACCAACAACUACUCCGGAGCCAACAACUACUCUAGAACCAACCACUACUCCGGAACCAACAACUACUCCGGAACCAACAACUACUCUAGAACCAACAACUAUGCCAGAACCAACAACUACUCCGGAACCAACAACUACUCCGGAACCAACAACUACUCCGGAACCAACAACUACACCGGAACCAACAACCACUGCAGAUCCAACAACUACUCCGGAACCAACAACUACUCCGGAACCAACAACUACUCCAGAUCCAACAACUACUCCGGAACCAACAACUACUCCGGAACCAACAACUACUACUGAGCUUACAACUACUACUCCUGAACCAACAACUACUCCAGAUCCAACAACUACUCCAGAAACAACAAUUACUUCGGAACCAACAACUACUAUGGAAUCAAUCACUAGUCCGGUCUCAACUAGUACAAUUCCACCUACUGAUAUAGAAGAUACUACUAGGUUCUGGACCAAAAUAAUUAUAUUGAUACUUCUUUUAAAUCUGAUAGUAUUUAUUUUAACAUCUAUUAUAUUUUAUGCACUAGGACGAAGGAAGUCUUAUAAGGUAGUUAUUAACCGUAACCGUGUUUGCAUAAAAAGAAAUAAAAUGUUUCUUACGACAUUAAUUAUAGUCAGCUUUUUAGCUUCGUAUGUAGUUAGUGAUUCCUGUGUGACUUACAAUUUCGAAGAAAACUUUGAUAUAUUAUUAAGCUGCAGCAACCUGCAUCCGUGGAUUCUUGGCGAGUACAGCAACUUGAAUUUAAACAGUCCAAAUGAACGUAGCACCAAGUUUAUUACACCCCAACCUAUUGCAAGUUGUUGGUCAUCCUUCCCAUUUAUAAUAAGCCAGAAUGGUAGAAUUGAAAUUAAAAUUUACAUGGAUUUAGAAAACGGUAGUGCUAACUUAAAUGUUAUCAUCAUCGAUGAUAGUGAUGGUUCUGCGGCAGGAUUUGGUUUCGCAAACCCUGAUGUAAAAGGGUGGCAGACAAUAGAUGUACAAUCGAUAUCUACAAUAAUUAAAGGCUAUAUAUCCAUAUGGGGCAUGGCAUCAGCUGGGUCUACACUUUUAGUUGAUUCAUUCCGCUACAUACCACCUGGUAUGGAUGAAAGUUUAUGCCAGAUUUAUCCAGAUCCACCGACAACACCCCAACAGACGACGACAACGGAACUAAUCAGUACUCCGGAACCAACAACUACUCCCAAACCAAUAACUACUCCAGAACCAACAACUACUCCGGAACCAACAACUACUCCUGAACCAACAACUACUCCGGAACCAACAACUACUCCGGAACCAACAACUACUCCGGAACCAACAACUACUCCGGAGCCAACAACUACUCUAGAACCAACCACUACUCCGGAACCAACAACUACUCCGGAACCAACAACUGCUCCGGAACCAACAACUACUCCAGAUCCAACAACUACUCCGGAACCAACAACUACUCCGGAACCAACAACUACUCCGGAACCAACAACUACUCCAGAUCCAACAACAACACCGUGGCCGACUGAAACUACCGAAUCAACAGUAACUAGCCCGGUGUCAACGACUGCCAGACCUUGCGUUAGACCACCUACCGAUGCGGAAGAUACAACAUGGUUUUGGACCAAAAUAAUCAUUGCCUUGGUCAUUCUUUUAAAUUUAGUAGUGCUAGUUUUGACAUGUAUUAUAUUUUACGAACUCGGACGAAGGAAGGCUGUAUUACCGUCAACUAAACGUGGAACUUCUUCAUCGGAAUGAUUAAUUCUGUGUAUACGUCAAUAACAAACUUUAGUUUUGUUUGACUAUUUGAUUUAUUAAAUUUUUCCAUGGAUGUUCAAUAGUUUAUUUGGCUUUAUUUGUGAAUAACAGAGGUUAACUUAGUAAAUGGCUUGAGCAUUUU
Messenger RNA from Spodoptera frugiperda (fall armyworm), 2597 nucleotides. RefSeq names its product mucin-3A-like. Lineage: Eukaryota; Metazoa; Arthropoda; Insecta; Lepidoptera; Noctuidae. The record is from RefSeq and is a predicted model, not a curated record. The transcript has 4 exons. Bases 47 to 2455 code for a protein of 802 amino acids.